CAAGGGGAAUGAGGGACAUAGUCUUUCUCUUCUCCUUUUUUGCCUGAAUCCCUUUCCAGGCCUAGAGUUUCCCUCCCACAGAGUUUGCGAUAAUCUACCUUUGUCCAAUAAGAAUCGACGACAUAUUCCAGAGAUUCAUUGUCCAAGCACAGUGAAGGAGGAUGUGCUCAACAGAUUCUGCCUCAGCCAUGCAAAGGGAACAUGUGUCGGCUACUGAAAAAUCCCAUCUUUGCAAAUUAUCCAUAGUCAAAACUUUGCUGUGGGUAGCCUCCCAUGCAAGGAAGGCAACUUUUGUGGGGCUGCUGUCUUCCAAAUUUGAGUCCAAGGGAAAUUAAAGUUGUUUGACUCCAAAGGGAAGAGCUUCCUGUAGAAGGAUCUAAUAGUGAAGGCCCCCUUCUCUUCUAAGGCCCAAAUAGGAAGAUCAGUGCUAUUAUGGUGUUGGAAGCUGUAAAGAAAGGAAGUCCAUGUGUUGGUUGAGUUCCCAAUCUUCCACAUUUCUAAGGAAGGGGGUAUUUCAAAAGAGCCCCUGAUCUAAGGUUUGGAGGUUUUGAUUGACGCAGGCGUCUCUAUCGCAUGCCAAGUUAUAGAUGGCUGGUAAUAAGGCACUAAGAGCUUCUUGAUUGCUCCACAAGUCAUGCCAAAAAUAAAUGUUGCCUCCCCUCCCACACUUGAAACCUGAUCCGAUAAGCAAAAUCGUUCCAGCCUUUCCUGAUGAAAUCCGUGUGGUCCUCUGUUAGUCUGGGAGAUCCAAUCAUUAUAUUCAAGCCCAUAUUUCAUAGCACUGAUUCCCCGCCAAAGGCGGUCUUUCUCAAUCAUGAAUCUUCGUAACCAUUUCUAUAACAUGGCUUUAUUGAAUAUAUGGAAGAACUUCAAAUCCAAGCCUCCUAAAUGAAAGGGUUGUUUCACCAUGCUCCAUUUGACGAGGUGAAAUUUGAAUUCCAUCUCGAAGCUCUCCCAAAGAAACCUCCUUUGAAUUUGCUCAAGUCUCUUGGCAAUUGAAUUUGGUAGGGGAAGGAGAGAUAUGAAGUAAAUAGGGAGAUUUGUCAAGGUGCUUUUGACGAAAGUGAGUUUGCCACCUUUUGAUAAGAAAUUCUCUUCCAUCAAGCCAACCGUUUUUUGAAUUUUUCAUUGAUGGAAUCUGCACUCCUUAAUCUUUCAAUUUGGCUCUGAUAGGUAGCCCAGGGUAGUUAAUAGGGAAAGUACCCAUUUUGCAGCCCAGAAGGCCAGCAAGGAGAGGCCCAUCUGCAUUUUCUCCAACUAGAAUGAUUUCACUUUGUCCAAGGUUACCUUUCAAACCCGAAACCGCCUCAAACCUUGCCAAGAUACAUCUCAGAUUCAGAAUGUGGAGAGGGUCACUCUCACAAAAAAAUGGUAGUGCCAUUAGCGAAGUGGAGUGUGUGACCUCCAUAGACCUAUCAUGGUUUUGCUAACAUGAGGCUUAGCACGUCCAUCACCACGAUGAACGAAAAGGGCGAUAGAGGGUGCCCUUGUCUUAGACAUCUGGAAGAGUGGAAGAAAGCAGUGGGGUGCCCAUUGAUUAGCACCAAGAAUCUUGGUUUGUUGAUAGAAUGAGCGAUCCAACUAUACCAAUGCUCCCUAAAACUCAUUCCGGAUAGCGAAGAGAAGGAAGUUCCAGUUGAUGUGAUUGAAAGCUUUCUCCAUGUCAAGUUUGCACACCACCCUGUUUUUAUUCUCUCUUAAUAAGUAGUCAUUUUAUUUAUAAUAAGUAUUUUAUAUAUAUGGAAAAUUGUAUAUGCAAAUGAAAAAAGAAAUAAUUAUACAUGCCUUAGCUCCUCUACCACAAGUAGCUAGCAUCUAAAAAUAUUCACUACUUAAAUGUUCCUACCUCACAACCCUCCUUGGGCUCCUCCCUCCCACCUCUCUUGCCAAAUUGAAAUUCAAAUAGUGAAUUGGAAUCCUAGUUUCAUGAAUUAAGAACCAUAUCGAAUGGUACAAUAUUUGAAAUUUUGAUUCUGAAUGAUAUGCAUAUAUGUAAGACAAAUAAAGUAAUGAAAUACAUUGAAAUUUUAACAAAUAUGGAUUGAUCAUGUUGCCAUAGUUGUCAAUUUGAGAUUCGAAUUGUGAAAUGAAAUUCCAAUUUUGGGAAUUGAGAAUCAAAUUGAAUCAUAAGAUUCGGUAGAAUUUCCUAAGUCAAUUCUAAAUAACAUGCAUACAUUGAUAUAUAAACAACAAGCAAAAUAAUAAAAUACAUUUAAAUUUUGAUUAUUCAAAAAAUCUUAUUCCAUGUGCAUGCUUUCUCUAAACAAAUGAAAAGUAAGAGGAUGAGUUAGGUAUACUAAUAAAAUAAUGAACUUCAUUUUGUUUAAGUGAAGGAAUCAAUAAAAAAUAAUAAAAAAUUGAACUUUUGAAGUUUAUCAACCAUUAUAGAGAAUAAUAUUUCAUGCAUAUUCUUUCUUAGGUUAAGAAGGAAAAAAAUUAAUUAACCUAAGAAAGUGAUAAUAAUUGAAAAACUACUAAAAAGCUAACUUUUGAAUCUUAACAACACAACGGAACAAUAGUACAUCACCUUAGCCAGUGAGUAGUCUUCCCCUUCUUCUCAAUGGUUGAACAAUAUACUCCUAGAGUGAAGAAUGGUUUUGUGAAGGUGACAUGAGACCUAAAGUUCUAUUUUCUUCUCUUUUUAAGCACAAAAUUGAUCUAACCAUUCCACUACUAUCAAGUAAGCACUAAUUGAUCUAACCAUUCCACUUCUAUCAAGUAAGCACAAAAUUGAUCUAACUAUUCCGCUUCUAUCAAGUAUAAAGUUAACCUAGUUUUUAUGAAAUUCUUAACAAGUUAUGUGACUCAAAAGCACCAACUCUUAGGAGUUCAAGACAAAAAAUAAGGUAAUGAUCCAAGUUUAAAAAAUUAAAAUUUAUGUUUAUGGUGUAAGUUUAACAUGUUCAAAAAUAAGAACAUGUGUAUGCUUUUUUUGGAAAACAUAAGGAGAUUAAUCAAGGGAAAAAAUUUGAACUUUAUGGCUUUUUAGGGAAUGCAAAAUUUCGAACUUUAUUGUGUUCAAUAAGAAAGAAAUCAUUUUUAAUGAAAGGGCUUACAAGAAGAGAAAGUGAAUAAAAAGCAUAAACAAAAUUUAUUAAAUUUAUGUGCAUAAGAGCAUAAGAAAGGCCUCUUUAUGGCCUCCAAAACCCCAAUUCUAAUUUCUUGUGAUUUUGAAUUAAAAAAUAGGGUAAGAGACACUAACCUCAGACAAGGACCUCCUUUGAGGUUUUAAUAAUCCCAAGGACCUCCUCUGAGAUUUGAGAAAUUCCAUAGACCUCCUUGAGGUUUGCCUAAAAGAAAAGCCUAUCCUUAUAUUUGACAAAAGAAAAUAUUUUGAGGGGUAUUAGUGUCCCAAACACUAACACAUUCAUUAAAUGCAUGGGUAGAUAUAUAGAUUAAUUGCCUAUUUUGUUUAAAAGAUAUCCUAAAUGGGUCAAUUUAAUUGUGUAUUCUUCUUUCAAAAUCACAUGCAUUCUAAGCUAAAUGCUAUUAUAUGAUAGGGUGAUAAAAACAUUUUUUUGUAAUAGUGUUGCUUGCAUUCUUGGCAACCUUACAAACAUGCAUGCCAAAUACGACAUGAUGCUCAUUUGGGUCCCACAUAUCAGGCUUGAGUGAUGAUUUUAUAUGACCCAAAAGAGCAUUAUUUUGGAUUCCUAAUGCAAUGUUUGUAGAGUUCUCUGUAAGGCUAUUUUCGUUUUUGUCGCUUAUUUAGAUAUUGAUUAGUCAAAUUGAAUGAUGAAAAUAAAUAAUAAAUAGUAAAAAAAAACAAAUUGUAUAUUUCUACAAUUUAUUCUUUUUUUGUCCCAACUUAUUUUUUUUAUAAUAAUAUGUAAACAUAUGUAUUGCAUAGUGCUUAUCAAAUUAAAUUGUCAAAAAUCCCAUGUAUCGUAUCGGCCUCUAUUAGUGUAAAAAACUAAUAAAAAAAUCAGACCUUUUAAUCUGGAGGGUGAAGAAGGCAGCAUUCCAACAUAAAGUUUACCCACCACUUUUGUUCUCUUCUCAAGACUGGUUUUCUUUCUCCACCUCUAGUUUUCUUCUGAUCUUCUUCAAUUCCAGAAAAGAGAUGUGCAGAAUAAGAAGGCCAACAUACUUCUGUUUUCUUUCUUGGAGGACAGCACGCAUAAAAAAAAUUUGAAGGUUAUUAUUAUAAAAUAAGUGUUUUUAAUGCUUUAAGUUGGGUUUUAGAGGAGUUGGUUCUGACUGGAUCUGAGGCAUUUCAGAAAUGCACGAUUUAUGCCAUUCAAUUUGAUACACAAUUCACCUUCAAUUAACAGCCUUAUGCAAUUCUUCCAUACAAUUUGAGCUGAGAACAUGGUUCAAAAUCGCGGUUGCGGGUAAGUGGUAACAUCGCGUAACGGCCGCGGGUGUCAUGGGACGCGGGGAGACGCGAGUGUUAUGUAACGGGAAGCGAGCGUAACAGUCGUGAAAUUUACCACCGCCAUUACUAGAGCCACUACCACUACUACUAGAGCCACCGCCCUGUUCAUAAUAAUUACCACUUCCACCAGUUCUUGCCCUAAAUCUUUGCCUCUCUUCCCAUUCUUGUUGUGCUCAUAUGCUUUUUUGUCAAGCAAAUAUCAUUGUUUUCUCAUAUGAAUCUUCUUUGUCGCUCAAAUUUUCAAAAUCUCCUCUAAUUUGAGCUUCUACUUCCUUUUGCCUUUUUUGUUUGUCUUUCUUCUACUUUGCAUAUUGUUGUAGAUGUUUCAUCAUUUCUUCUCUCACAGCAUGGUUACAUUUGGACACGAAGACAUCUGACCAUCUUUAUGUGCCAAGUGUUGUUUUAGUCAUGUAAUUCCUCCUUUAAUUGUCUUUCUGCAUAAUUUACAUAUGACAACAUGUCUACUACCUUCCACUGGCGUAGCAAAAUGCCCGUCAAUGCCUUCACUAGGUAGCUCUUCACUUCCUUUUUUAUCACGCGACAUCUUGGUGCUUGAUUAGAUGACUUCUACACAAGUAAAAAUGAAAAAGUUAUCGUCCUUAUACAAUAAAUUAAGAAUAAAAUUGUACGUAAUUAAUUAAUUAGUUAAUUACAUAACAAUAUUACAUAAAUGAUGGAUUAAAUUUAAACUUUAAGUUGCUAACUAUUAAAAAUUUUAAUUGAUUUAUACAUAUAUCAUAUGAUAAUUUAUAUUACAAUUUACAAUUUAAGAAAAUAAAUAUAGAAUUGUAGAUCUUACAAUUUAAUUAUUUAAAAGGUAGUGUACUUGAGUCACUUGAUUGAUUGUGUAGAAAUUAGGACUUAUUAUAAAUUGUAGAUCUAAUAUUAAAUUAUUAAUUGUCAAGGUAUUUAAAAAAAUAAAUAUGUAGAAUAUUAUUAAUAAUUUUUUUACUAAAUUAUUAAUUAUAAAAUAUAAAUCUGUACUCUUAACUCUCUAAGUAACUCUAUAGAUAUUAUAUUUUAUACUAAUUUUUAUUUUAAGUAAUAAAUUCUACUUAUAAAAUCAUUUACAAAUUUACAUACAUAAAAUAAAAUAAAAGUAAUUAAAUAAUAAGUAUAAACUGAAAUUAUAAAAUAAACUAAAUUAUUAAUGUAUAAUAAAUUAGUAAUUACUAAUUAUUAGGUUACACAAUAGCCUACACCAGAACUGUAUGGUAUAUAAUAGACUAAUAGUGUAAUCUGUAAUAGCUAUUAGGUGGAGGCUCCAAGCCUUCUUGUUGGCUGCUGCUUUAAAUAUAUAUUUUUAUCAAAAAGAUAAGGAAGACUGGAUGAACCAAUGAAGUCAGAACAAGACAUACCCACUUUCGACAAUGGCUGAAGCUGCAAAAUGCGAAUGGAGAGCUGCAAGCCUCCAAAUCCUCAAAUCGAAGCUGAUUUUUGGAGCUGCUAGCCUGCGAAUGGAGCUGACCUGCAGAGCACAGCUUCAAGCGACAAAUCGAAGCUGAUUUUGGGGGUUUCAAAGCUUCAGAUCAGUGGAUCUAAGUUGAAUGAAGGAGACGAAGAGGGAAAGAGGGAACUCAGCAAGUCAGCCAUCCUGCGGAGCACAGCUUCAAGCAACAAAUUGAAGCUGAUUUUGGGGGUUUUGAAGCGUCAGAUCAGUAGAUCUAAGCUGGACGAAGGACACGAAAAGAAAAAGAGGGAGCUCAGCCAAGUCAGCCGACCUGUGGACUUGAGGAACACAACGUCAAAGUUCAAACAACAAAUCAAAGGCUUCGAAGAUGCUUUUUGGUUGUUUGGAGGCUUCAAAUCAGGAGAUCUAAGCUGGACGAUGGAGAAACACACAAAAUGGAGCAGAUUCGAGGAGAUAAGGUAUGGUGUAGGGGGCUGACGGCAGCUGUAAUGUGGCGUAACGGCUGUUACGGGCCGUAAUGUAAGUAUAACGGCCAUUACGCAGGGAAUGAGCACGGAGAUAAAAUGUGAAUGUCUUGAUAUUUUAUGUGACGUUCUUCAUAGAUAUGGGAAUUUGUUGGCAUCCGAUCAUGAACUUUUAUUAGGUGCAUUAUUAUCCCAAUUGAGCUCCAAUCAUGCCUCUGUUAGAAAGAAGGCUGUGUCAUGUAUUGCUUCUCUUGCAUCUAGUUUGACGGAUGAUUUGUUGGCAAAGGCAACUGUAGAAGUUGUUAGACUCUUGAAAAAUAAGGGCUUAAAGCCUGAAAUGACUCGCACUAACAUUCAAAUGAUUGGAGCUCUGAGUCGUGCUGUUGGAUAUCGUUUUGGACCCCAUCUUGGAGAUGCUGUUCCUGUGCUAAUUAAUUAUUGCACAAGUGCAUCAGAGAAUGACGAAGAACUGCGGGAGUAUAGCUUGCAGGCUCUUGAGAGCUUCCUGCUCAGGUGCCAUAGGGACAUUGCUUCAUAUUGUGAUGAAAUUCUUCAUCUUACGCUUGAAUUCAUAAGCUAUGAUCCUAACUUCACUGAUACCAUGGAGGAAGAUACGGAUGAUGAGAGUCAUGAAGAGGAGGAAGAUAACGAGAGUGCAAAUGAAUAUACAGAUGAUGAAGAUGUCAGCUGGAAAGUUCGGAGAGCGGCGGCUAAAUGUUUAGCAGCUUUAAUUGUUUCUCGCCCUGAGAUGCUCUCAAAAUUAUAUGAAGAGGCUUGCCCCAAGUUGAUUGAUAGGUUUAAAGAAAGGGAGGAAAAUGUUAAGAUGGAUGUAUUCAACACAUUCAUAGAGCUACUGCGUCAAACUGGAAACGUCACCAAGGGACAGGUUGACAUAAAUGAAUCAAGUCCCAGGUGGCUAUUGAAGCAAGAAGUAGCAAAGAUUGUGAAAUCAAUUAUCAGACAGCUGCGUGAGAAAUCUAUCAAGACGAAGGUUGGUGCAUUUUCAGUUUUGAAAGAACUUGUUGUUGUCUUGCCAGACUGCCUUGCUGACCACAUUGGAUCCCUCAUUCCUGGGAUCGAGAGGGCAUUAAGUGAAAAGUCCUCAACGUCAAAUCUGAAAAUUGAGGCUCUUAUUUUUACAAGACUAGUUUUAUUUUCACAUUCACCAUCUGUCUUCCACCCAUAUAUCAAGGCUCUUUCUAGCCCCGUUAUAUCUGCAGUUGGUGAGCGUUAUUACAAAGUAACAGCUGAGGCAUUAAGAGUAUGUGGGGAACUUGUCCGUGUUGUUCGUCCAAAUAUCGAGGUUUAUGGUUUUGAUUUUAAACCCUUUGUUCACCCAAUAUAUAAUGCCAUAAUGGCACGCUUGACUAACCAAGAUCAGGAUCAGGAGGUCAAAGAGUGUGCAAUUUCUUGCAUGGGACUUGCUGUUUCUACAUUUGGUGAUAACCUCCAAAGAGAAUUACCUGGAUGCCUCCCUGUACUUGUUGAUCGAAUGGGUAAUGAGAUAACCCGGCUUACAGCUGUGAAGGCUUUUGCUGUCAUAGCUGCCUCUCCGCUACAAAUUGACCUUUCUUGUGUUUUGGAGCAAGUUAUUGCGGAGUUGACUGCCUUCUUGAGGAAGGCUAAUCGGACAUUGAGACAAGCGACAUUGGGAACCCUAAAUUCCCUAAUUGUUGGUUAUGGUGACAAAAUUGGUUCAACUGCUUACGAAGUUAUUAUUGUGGAACUUUCAGCUUUGAUAAGUGAUUCAGACUUACAUAUGGCGGCACUUGCCUUGGAACUCUGUUGCACCAUGAUGGCUGACCGGGGGUCAAGUUCAAAUGUUGGUUCAACUGUUAGAAAUAAAGUGCUUCCUCAAGCACUUAAGUUAAUCAGGAGUUCCUUGCUGCAGGGGCAGGCCCUCUUGGCUUUACGGAACUUUUUUGCUGCCUUCGUCUAUUCUGCAAACACCAGUUUUGACUGUUUGCUAGAUUCUCUUCUUUCAAGUGCUAAGCCGUCUCCACAGUCCGGUGGUGUUGCAAAGCAGGCUCUGUUUUCAAUUGCUCAGUGUGUGGCUGUUCUUUGUCUUGCUGCGGGUGACCAAAAAUGUUCGUCUACUGUAAAAAUGUUGACAGACAUUCUUAAUGAUGAUAGCAGUACUAACUCGGCUAAGCAACAUCUUUCCUUGCUAUGCCUUGGAGAGAUUGGGAGAAGAAAAGAUCUAAGCUUACAUACACAUAUAGAAAACAUUGUUAUUGAGUCUUUUCAAUCUCCAUUUGAGGAAAUAAAAUCUGCUGCCUCUUACGCCCUUGGUAAUAUUGCUGUUGGUAAUCUGUCCAAAUAUUUACCGUUUAUAUUGGAUCAGAUUGAUAAUCAGCAGAAGAAACAGUAUCUAUUGCUUCAUUCUUUGAAGGAGGUUAUAGUAAGACAAUCUGUAGAUAAAGCAGAAUUCCAGGAUUCAAGUGUUGAAAAGAUACUUAAAUUACUAUUUAAUCACUGUGAAAGUGAAGAAGAGGGUGUUCGCAAUGUGGUAGCAGAGUGCCUAGGUAAAAUUGCACUUAUUGAACCUGCAAAGCUUGUCCCUGCGCUUAAGGUGCGAACAAUCAGUCCAGCUGCAUUCACUAGAGCAACGGUGGUCAUUGCUGUGAAAUAUGCUAUAGUUGAACGGCCAGAGAAGAUAGAUGAGAUUAUAUUCCCUGAGAUUUCUUCAUUCCUCAUGCUUAUUAAGGAUAAUGACCGGCAUGUGCGGCGUGCAUCUGUUUUGGCCUUGAGUACAGCAGCUCACAAUAAGCCAAACCUGGUUAAGGGGCUUCUUCCAGAAUUAUUGCCACUUCUCUAUGAUCAGACAAUUGUUAAGCAAGAAUUGAUUAGAACAGUUGAUCUUGGUCCGUUCAAGCACAUUGUGGAUGAUGGCCUUGAGCUGCGGAAGGCUGCUUUUGAAUGUGUGGAUACAUUGCUGGACAGUUGUCUUGAUCAAGUGAAUCCUUCAUCCUUCAUUGUUCCAUUCCUAAAAUCUGGUUUGGAAGAUCAUUAUGAUGUUAAAAUGCCAUGCCAUCUUAUUCUCUCAAAACUUGCGGAUAAGUGUCCAUCUGCUGUAUUAGCAGUGUUGGACUCAUUGGUUGAUCCUCUCCAAAAAACUAUAAAUUUUAAGCCAAAGCAAGAUGCUGUCAAGCAAGAAGUAGACCGUAAUGAAGACAUGAUCCGGAGUGCUCUCAGAGUAAUUGCAUCCUUGAAUCGCAUAAGUGGGGGAGAUUGCAGCAUUAAAUUCAAGAACCUGAUGAAUGAAAUAGUCAAAUCUUUGACACUCUGGGAGAAGUAUUGUUCCAUUCGGAAUGAGUAAUGAGCAAAUUGGAUCACCGCCAUCAUGGUAGGCACUUCAAAUUUUUGUUGGGGAGAAACAGAAAUCGCUUGCUGUUAAUAUGAAUUUCUGUGGGAUUGGCGGGGUUGUGAUUGGGGGGAGAAGUUCUGGGCCUCCCCCAUUGAUAUGAUUGAGAAGGAGAUUCAGGAGAUGCUACGACCAUCCAACCGGCAUUCUUGUCUUACGAGUUUCAGCUUCGAUUAAUAUUUUUGUAUAUUCUCUGGCCAUUAGCCAUUUCUUCCCCACUUGUGCUUUUAAUCCGGUUCAGUUUUUGUAACCUCAAACUCAAUACAGCUUUUAUCGGGUUCAGUUUUUGUAACCUCAAACCCAAUACAUCUGUUCAAAGUUUUUGUUUUCUGCCCCUUGUAUGUCUGCGAGUAUUUGUUCUCAAACCCCUAAUUACUGGUUAAACCUGUUCAAAGUGAAAAUCCCUCAAUAUAAGCGUGAUUACAAUGACUGAUAAUCAAACAUGAUGCUGAUAUCAGAUAGAUUAUUUUUGUUUCUUAAAA
Molecule: messenger RNA, 10099 nt
Organism: Malania oleifera
Lineage: Eukaryota; Viridiplantae; Streptophyta; Magnoliopsida; Santalales; Ximeniaceae
Product: cullin-associated NEDD8-dissociated protein 1
Exons: 26
Coding region: 6336-9572 (1078 amino acids)
Biological process (GO): SCF complex assembly; protein ubiquitination
Cellular component (GO): nucleus
Source: RefSeq, a predicted model, not a curated record